Molecule: messenger RNA, 1662 nt
Organism: Lingula anatina
Lineage: Eukaryota; Metazoa; Brachiopoda; Lingulata; Lingulida; Lingulidae
Product: sphingomyelin synthase-related protein 1
Biological process (GO): ceramide biosynthetic process
Cellular component (GO): Golgi membrane; plasma membrane; endoplasmic reticulum membrane
Molecular function (GO): ceramide cholinephosphotransferase activity; protein binding; sphingomyelin synthase activity
Source: RefSeq, a predicted model, not a curated record
ACAAUGGCUGCCUCCUUCCUUGAUUUUCUGACAUGUGCUGGCUAAGAUUGAAAUGACACAUGUUUGCUCUCUUAACCAGUGUGGCUUUGAAAAAAGGAAUCAAAUUAAGAAUUAGCGAAGUAACCAUGACAAGACCAGACCUGUGGACAACAAAAGAAGUUGGACAGUGGCUGAAAGACAAUGGCUUUGCAGAGUACAUAGACCUUUUAUGUAACAAGCAUGAUAUAGAUGGCCCAGCCCUCCUAAGACUGACAGAAACCGAUCUCAAAGAAUGGCCAUUGCAGAUGCAGAUUUUGGGACACAUUAAAAGACUUGGUCACUGUAUCCAAGAGCUGAGGAAGAAGAAUAAAUACCAUGUCACAUCUGAAGAUAUAGAGUUAGAAAAUUUGAAACAGAGUUCUGACUCUUAUGAAUACUGGUGUAAAUCAAGUGAAAGUGUACCAAAAAGGGUCAACCGAUCUCUAAGUGCUUCAUCAGUGGAAUCUGAUGUGUCUGUUGAAAACUUUGGACCAAUAAGUACAUUAUUAGACCCAGAACUUUUCAAGACACUUCUUGCCUUUUUCUAUGUUUUCACUGUGUUCCUGGUCACAUCUUUUGUCAUGGUUAUUGUUCAUGAUCGUGUGCCUGACAAGCACAAAUAUCCGCCCCUUCCAGAUCUGAUCUUGGAUAAUGUUCCAUUUAUGCCUUGGGCUUUUGAAGCUUGUGAACUAUGUGGGCUGAUCCUGGGAACAAUUUGGGUCAUCACUCUCUUCUUCCACAAGUACAGAUUUAUCAUUCUGAGAAGGAUGUUUUCUUUGGCUGGGACCAUCUUCUUGCUCAGGUGUGUUACAAUGUUGAUCACCUCACUUUCAGUACCGGGAAUACACCUGGAAUGUCAGGCUCAGCCCUACCGCACAUGGUCUGCUAGAUUUGAAAGGGCAUUUGAGAUUUGGAGAGGCAUGGGCAUGUCACUGCAAGGAGUUCGCACCUGUGGAGAUUAUAUGUUUAGUGGACACACUGUGUGGCUGACGCUGUUUAAUUUCUUCAUUACUGAAUAUACUCCAAGGAACUUUGUGUAUCUUCACACAUUCACUUGGGUACUCAAUCUGUUUGGACUUUUCUUUAUUUUAGCUGCUCAUGAACACUACUCUAUUGAUGUGUUCUUUGCCUUUUAUAUUGCUUCAAGGCUGUUCCUUUAUUACCAUACUCUUGCCAACAAUGCCAACGUAAUGCGUCAUGACAGAAAGAGGGCCAAGGCUUGGUUCCCACUUUUCUUUUUCUUUGAGUCAAAGGUUGAUGGUGUCAUUCCAAAUGAUUAUGAAUGGCCAUUUUCUUGGCCGAAGUUCUUAAGAGAGGCAUUCGCUAAGAAAAAAUAUAAACAGAAACUGCAUUUGAAAUAGUCUCUUAUGUGCUACAUGUACUGUGGUAAAAAACAUUUUACAAAGAAAAUUAAAUACUCAUGAGUGAAUAUAGGACAUUUUUUAAAGUAUAGUGCACUUUGAAAUGUUUUAUAGUAAAUCUAUGGGCCCAAGAUCAAUCUUUCCUCCAUUUGGUAAGGGAUGGGACUUAUGUUAUGUUUUGUAGGAGAAAUAUCUUCUUUUGAUAAUUUUGAUUGUAUUUGCAACUAUUCCUUCCAUUUUACCUUAAAGUUUAAAUCCAAAGGAGGUCAGUAAAGUAUUGAAU